This is a messenger RNA of Nothoprocta perdicaria, 1473 nucleotides long. RefSeq names its product chromosome unknown C4orf46 homolog (gene CUNH4orf46). The transcript is spliced from 2 exons. Lineage: Eukaryota; Metazoa; Chordata; Aves; Tinamiformes; Tinamidae. Bases 1 to 309 code for a protein of 102 amino acids. The record is from RefSeq and is a predicted model, not a curated record.
AUGUCUGAAGCGGGGCCGCUGCAGCCCGCGGCCCUGCCCUCGCGCUCGCCCGGCGCCGCGCCCCGCAGGAACCGCAGCUGGGGCAGGGCGGCGCGGCCGCCCGAGCACGCGCCGCGGGAGCCGCUGGAGGAGGUGGAGAUGCAGAUCGGCGACGCCGCCUUCUCGUUGACGAAGAUCCUGGAGGCCACGUCCGCUGUAUCGGCCCAAGUGGAGGAGCUUGCGACCAAAUGCUCAGAAAACGCCAGGUUUCUCCGAACGUGGCGGGACCUGCUCAAGGAGGGCUACGAUUCCCUGAAGCCCAGCGAGUAACGUCACCGUUGUGGAAAAGGCGGGAACCGCUGCUGCCCGCUGGGAGGGGAGUCAUCCCACAGCGUUUUCCUCCUGCUGGCCCUGCCUUGUGACUUGACAGCUUGGCUGGGAUCACACCGCGUUGCAUGCUGAUGUGUUACCGCACACUGUGCCUAGUGUUUUUUUAAACAACGUUUUUUAGCAAUUUCCUGUGAUGGUUUUAUCUUGUUUUUCAUCAGCUACUGCCCUUGAGCUAGAAGAGAGUUCUUUGGAAAAUACUUGAUAACUUGUAUGUGUAAGAAUACUAUGUAUAAGUUUCUGAGUGGAAUAACUUUGUUUAGGGAGAGUAGUCAGUUGUAACUUUUAAGACUCUUCCUUUGCACUCAGGUAACCUCAUCUGUGAAAUAACUUUCCUUUUUACUAAUAUAAGGGAGAUAAAGUUAACUUUUAAGGUACCUCUAGAACUCAGCAGUUGUGGGAAAGUGGUAUCCAGUGAAGAUACAUUGCCAUUUCACUGGACUAGAAGAAACUCUCUUAACCUCAGAGAAGCCUGUCAAAAUAACUUCUCUGUCCUUCUAUGCACACAUUUUUUUUUUCAGGUUGAGGAUGGGCUGAUAGGGAGAGUGAAGUCUUAAGUGCUACAGAUAAGUGACCCUAUUCCCCAGCUCACUGUUGUGGGCAAUAUUGCAAUACAUUUCUUUAAAGCUGCAUUUCUUUUACAAAGAAUUCAAUACUUGCAAACAAUGUUACACCUGCCUUCUUGUAAUAAGUACAAAGUGCCUUAUGCAGGAACCAUAAAUAUAGGUAUAGUAGAAAUGUAAUUGUAUUAGUUCCUAUUAGGAUGGAUUAUUUUGAAGUAGUAGUAUAAGCUUCCUUCAGUGAGAAAAAGUCUGUGAAUUGUAUUCUUCCAUCUUAAGGACAGCAACUUAUUAUGGUUUUGGCCUGUUGUAUCACCUGCCUCAAGCAGUAAUUUAUUGAUUAGAGUAGGCAUUAGAUUAAGCAGGACCAGAAAGAUGCCUGACCUGUAGUACAUGGCUGCUCUGAAAUGUCUGUACUCCUGCGCAGAGCACUGUGAAAAAACAAUGCUGAAAUGCAAGGGGAAGCUUCAGUAGACUGGGGCUGUACUUGUUGUGAGCCUAAGUUUCAGUGGUAGAAAGAUUUUAAAAGACAAACUGUAGUUUUUUU